Molecule: messenger RNA, 2791 nt
Organism: Eublepharis macularius
Lineage: Eukaryota; Metazoa; Chordata; Lepidosauria; Squamata; Eublepharidae
Gene: MOCOS
Product: molybdenum cofactor sulfurase
Exons: 15
Coding region: 39-2654 (871 amino acids)
Biological process (GO): Mo-molybdopterin cofactor biosynthetic process
Molecular function (GO): pyridoxal phosphate binding; molybdenum cofactor sulfurtransferase activity; molybdenum ion binding
Source: RefSeq, a predicted model, not a curated record
GGUUGCUGCCGCCACCGGCGGGCCGCGCCGCAGAGGCGAUGGAGCGGUGGCGAGAGGCGCUCUCCUUCCAGUCCUUCCAAAGCCGGCUGCCCCCGGGCGCGGCGUACGGCUACGGCGGGGAGAGCCCGCAGGGGCUGCGCCGCAGGGAGUUCGCCCGCCUGGGAGGAAUGACUUACCUCGACCAUGCUGGCACGACGCUGUUUCCUCAGAGUUUACUGAAAGCCUUCACUGAUGACCUCAAUGCAAAUAUUUAUGGCAACCCGCACAGCCAGAGCAUCAGUAGCAAGUUGACAUAUGAUACUAUUGAACAUGUCCGAUACAGGCUACUGCAACACUUCAAUACAACAGUUGAAGACUAUACCGUCAUCUUCACUUCCGGAUGUACAGCCGCUCUCAAGCUUGUGGCAGAGGCCUUCCCUUGGGUGCCUGAAUCCCUGGGGCAGCCUGGCAGCCGGUUUUGCUACCUCACUGAUAGCCACACAUCUGUGGUGGGCAUGAGAGCGGUCGCCGCUGCAGUGGAUGUCCCGUCUGUCCCAGUGAAACCUCAGGAAAUGGUGUCGUGGGCAAAGGACGAGCGGGUAGAGGAGCAGGGCUGCAACACGCCUCUUCUCUUCUGUUACCCUGCCCAGAGCAAUUUUUCAGGGACUAAAUAUCCCCUUUCAUGGAUUGAAGAGAUCAAAUCAGGAAAGCUCCGCCCCAUCAGUGUCCCCGGGAAGUGGUUCGUGCUGCUGGAUGCGGCGUCUUAUGUCAGUACUUCUCCAUUAGACUUGAGCGCCCAUCAGGCGGACUUUGUGCCCCUGUCGUUCUACAAGAUGUUUGGAUUCCCCACCGGUUUGGGUGCUCUGCUGGUGAAGAACGAAAGUGCUUCUCGCCUGAGGAAAACUUAUUUUGGAGGGGGAACCGCAGCUGCCUACCUUGCAGGGGAGGAUUUCUAUUCACCAAGACGCUCAGUAGCUGAAAGGUUUGAGGAUGGAACCGUUUCUUUCCUUGAUAUCAUUGCAUUAAAGCAUGGAUUUGAUGCCUUGGAAAGACUUACAGGUGGAAUGGAGAACAUAAAACAGCACACAUUUGCCUUAGCACAAUACACUUAUACAGUCCUCUCCACACUAACGUAUGCUAAUGGGGCACGCGUAGUGCGCAUUUACAAUGAUACGAACUUCAGCAACCCAGAUGUCCAAGGUCCAAUAAUUAAUUUUAAUGUAUUGGAUGAAAACGGAGAAAUAGUUGGUUUUUCACAGGUAGACAGAUUGGCUGGGCUCUACAACAUCCAUGUUCGCACAGGCUGCUUCUGUAACACUGGAGCUUGUCAGCAGCAUUUGGGGAUCAGCAAUGAUGACAUCAGAAAGAACCUGCAGGCUGGCCAUGUUUGCGGAGAUGACAUAGAUGUAAUCAAUGGACGUCCCACCGGGUCUGUGAGGAUCUCCUUUGGUUAUAUGUCAACAUUUGAAGAUGCAGAAACCUUUCUGAAGUUCAUUAUUGCCACCAGGCUGUGUGGUUGCAACAUGGUUAAUUGCCCUCCAGCAGCGAAUGUUUCACAAGUGACAGUGUCUCCCAAAGAAAAUGGCUACAUUUGUAAUAACAACGUCAACAAACUUCCUCUAAAGAGAAUCAUCACAGACUCUCAGCUUGACACCAGUUCGCCUUCAGUGGUGACCCCAGUCUGUCCACCUCUUCCUAAGGAACAUUCAGAAAGGGACAAGGCUGAAACCUCUGAAAAUUCAACAGAAGUACAACAAAAUGGUAGAAUGCCAGUCACUGUCACCAACAUUUAUCUCUACCCAAUCAAAUCCUGUGCUGCCUUUGAGGUUGCACAGUGGCCCGUUGGAAAUCAAGGCUUACAGUAUGACCGUAACUGGAUGGUUGUGAAUCAGAAUGGAGUUUGUAUUACUCAGAAGCAGGAACCAAAACUGUGCCUUGUACAACCCCUAAUUGACCUAGAGAAAAAUGUGAUGACCAUCAAGGCAGAAGGGAUGGAUCCAAUUUCUGUAUCUUUAGAAGAAGACAGUGGAAGUCAGACUCCUGUCUGCCACAGCAAAGUCUGCUCACACAGAGUUCAGACAUAUAGUUGUGGAGAACGAUUGGCAGGUUGGUUUUCGGAGUUUCUUGGCCGACAGUGCUACCUGAUCAGGCAGAGUUCGGACUUCAAAAGAAAUGCAAAUCAGAAGCAUGAAAAGGGAGAGGCAACCCCCACAGCUGCCCCACUCUCUCUGGUGAAUGAAGCGCAAUAUCUCCUGAUAAAUCGAACAAGUGUCUUACAACUCAGCGAUCAGAUCACCGCAAGACUAGGUGAGUCACUUCCCCUACAGAAGCUCAUCCAUCGCUUCCGUGCCAACAUUGUCAUCAGCACAAAUGAGCCGUUCGAAGAAGACAAGUGGGACGAGAUUGCAAUCGGCAGCCUGCAUUUCAAGGUUAUGGGGCCGUGUCACAGAUGUCUUGUUAUCUGUAUUGAUCAGCAAACUGGACAACGAAACAAGGAAUUUCUUCAGACUCUGUCUUCCACCAAAGAUAGAAAGACUAACUUUGGAAUCUACCUGAUGAAUCAUCCCAAGAGCCCAUUUUCCUUUCCAAAUUCCUUGUCUGUCGGCUCUCAGGUACUUUCUGUGGUGAAGAACAUCACUUGUUCACAGUCUCCUGAAGAGCAGAGUUCAGGGUGACUUACUAGCUAAGCCCCCAGACGAGGCUGCCUUGCAGACGGUUCGCAUUUCUUCAGAACACUGAGUGCCUUUUCCAGUAAUGUUUGUCAAAUUUUGGUCUAUGUCAGUAAUUACAAUUAAUAAAGCCAUACAACUCU